Messenger RNA from Coniophora puteana RWD-64-598 SS2, 1294 nucleotides. Its product is annotated as NADH:flavin oxidoreductase/NADH oxidase. The record is from RefSeq and is a predicted model, not a curated record. The transcript has 4 exons. Gene Ontology annotation, molecular function: FMN binding; oxidoreductase activity. Lineage: Eukaryota; Fungi; Basidiomycota; Agaricomycetes; Boletales; Coniophoraceae. The coding region runs from base 9 to 1136 and encodes 375 amino acids.
GAACCGAGAUGACGAUUUCUCCCGUGCCCGCAUUGUUCCAGCCUCUCCGCGUCGGAAACCUCGACUUGAAGCAUCGCGUCGUUCUCGCUCCUCUCACACGUCUCCGCAAUGAUGCCAACCAUGUCCCGGGACCGCAGGCGGCUACGUACUACAGCCAGCGUGCGAGCACUCCGGGGACGUUGUUGAUCUCCGAAGGAACUGCCAUUGCUCCUCGAGCAGGUGGAUGGCCACACCUUCCUGGCAUCUGGUCUGAUGCUCAUAUCGCGGCAUGGAAGGAGGUGACCACCGCCGUUCACGCCAAAGGGUCGUAUAUUUUCUGUCAGAUAGCCGCUAUUGGGAGGGCUGCACACGCUAAAGCGCUGCAAGAGCAAGGCUACGACGUGGUGUCAUCCUCUGACCUCCCGUACACUGACGAGAGUGGGGCAGUCACCAUUCCUCGCUAUUUAACAGUCGACGAGAUUCAAGAGUACCCUCGCCUCUUCGCUCAAGCAGCUGAAAACGCGAUUGCCGCCGGCUUCGAUGGCAUAGAGCUGCACGGAGCCAACGGUUACUUUAUUGAUCAGUUUCUCCAGGACACCGUCAAUAACCGCACGGACGAAUACGGGGGUAGCGUUGAGAGCAGGGCGCGUUUACCACUGGAAAUAGUUGACGCUGUCUCAAAAGCUAUAGGAUCCUCUCGCGUGGGCUUUAGGAUGAGCCCGUGGGUCGACAUUCAGGAUAUGGGAAUGAAAGAUCCGGUCCCCACUUUCUCGUAUCUUGCAUGUCAGCUCAAAAAGCGCUCGAUUGCCUACAUCCACGUUAUCGAACCUCGCCCUCAUCUCUUCAGUCCCGAAGACGGCGACAAGUCCAAAUGGGACCCUAACGUCACAAACAUAUCAAACGACUUUCUCCGCAAGAUUUGGGCAGAUCUCCCUUACAUCACGGCUGACGGCAAUACGCGAGAAAGUGCCCUUCGAGACGCCGAGGCAAAAGGCGGGCUGUAUGCAUUCGGCCGCUUGUAUAUAUCAAACCCCGAUCUUCCGCGUCGCUUGAAGGAUGAUCUGCCACUUACGCUUCCAGACCGAUCCAAGUUUUAUAUGGCUGGGAACAUGACUGCUGAAGGUUACACGGACUGGCCUUUUGCCAGCGAGACCUGAACGUAGAUAUGAAAGGGCGAUGCUACAUACCCCAUUAACGCUCUCAUUUCAGUUAUUGUUAGAUUUUUGGUGUCGUCGUUGUGGCAUCACAAUGGGAGCUGUCGUUUCCGACGUAUUUAUUAAUAGGGAGUAGUUUAUCUGGAAAGUAUGCAAGGACG